GUAAUGUGGCCAAUAGUAAACUAAAUCGUAUACAUGUCUUGCAAACUUCCCUUGAAGGAUUACCUUGUUUAAGAAUCCAUCUGGAUUGUUUGGACAUGUCACAAACUCAAUGAAAUUUGUACUAGUACUAUCCUUGGUUUUGUUUUUCCACUAAACUCAUACUUCUUCGAAUUCAGUAGCUUUGUUUUUUAUUUGUAAACAUUGAUUCAGAGGAGAUUGAAUAUGCGUCAUCAGAAUUGGACAAAUCUGAAGAACAUCAGUAUUGUUUGAAGGAGUAAUAAUGCAGCCCAUUUUGUAAGGCCCAAAAACAUUUGGUUUGAAGAUUAGAAGAACGUGGAAACGGCUAAACUUUUGGCCGGAAAUGGCAAUUUGUGCUUCUGGUCCGUCCGGCAAAAUAGAUAAAACACUACCGGAGAUCAAUUUCCGAACAGCCGUUGUUCCUCCGGCCAACCUCCGCUCGUACUUGAGUUAUUCUAGUAUAAUGUUCUAUUAUUUCCAGGAUACAAUGUCAUAAUACUUUAUUACUCGUUGUUUUCUGGGUAGUGUUAUCUUUAUGGCACGCUCCUUACGAAAAGCUAUCACAGUUUGCUCUGUCUUCCGAAAAAGCUACUCUUCCAUUCUUGCUGUCGCUUCAAAUGCCAUCAGAUUGACCUACAAUAGCACAUAUGUUCCGCUAUAUUUGGGAAUGGAGUCCUCAAUUUCAUAUGAAAACUAUAAACCAGGGGGUGUGAUGUUUUCUCGACAGUUCAGUUCCAGGAGAGAGUCAGAGACAUUAUCUUGGGGAGUAUCAUCUGACGUUGUUUUGCUGGGAAAGCUUGAAAGUGCAUUGAGGAAUCACAACUUGGAAGAGGCUUGGGAAACCUACAAGGAUUUCAAACGUCUUUACGGUUUCCCUGACCCCUUUCUUGUAGAUAAGCUUCUCACUAAGUUGUCGUACUCAUCUGAUUCUAGAUGGCUUAAAAAGGCAUGCAAUAUAGUCGGAUCUAUUUUGAAAGAGAAAAGGGAGAUGCUACGCACAGAGUUAAUGACCAAGCUCUGCCUAUCGUUGGCUAGAACUCAAAUGCCCAUUCAAGCAUCAUCAAUUCUCAGACUGAUGUUGGAGAAAGGAAAUCUCCCACCUAUUGACAUGCUAGGGAUGAUAAUAUUUCACAUGGUGAAGUCUGAUACUGGAAUGAUUGUGUCAUCAAACAUUUUGAUUGAGAUAUAUGGUAGCUCUCAUCAAUUAACUACAAAGAAAUCCACUGAGUUAAAUAAACAUAAUACACUUCUUUUUAAUCUUGUUCUUGAUGCUUGUGCAAGAUUUGGAUCAUCCAGUAAAGGCCAUCAGAUUAUUGAGUUAAUGGCCCAAGUUGGAGUGACAGCUGAUGCUCAUACUAUUUCAAUUAUUUCCUUGAUCCAUGAGAUGAAUGGUAUGCGGGAUGAAUUAAAGAAAUUUAAGAAGCAUAUAGAUCAGGUUUCAGUUCCAUUAUUUUCCUGCUAUCAGCAAUUCUAUGAAAGUCUCUUGUGUUUACAUUUCAAGUUUAACGAUAUUGAUGCUGCUUCUAAUCUUGUACAAGAUAUUUAUGGAUUUCAAGUGUCGCAUCAUCAGCAGGGAAAUGAAACACAACCACCUAAACCGUGCCUUGUUUCAAUUGGCUCUGAUAAUCUGAGAACGGGAUUGAAAUUACGAAUUUUUCCCCAUUCAUUGUCAAGGGAUUCUGUUUUCAAUGUGGGACGUAAUCAGGUGCUUGUUAUGUAUAAGAAUGGGAAACUAGCCCUUAGCAACAGAGCAUUGGCCAAACUUAUUAUACAGUACAAGAGGUGUGGGAGAAUUAAUGAUCUGUCAAAGCUUCUCUGUAGUAUCCAGAAGAAGGGCUCAGUUGAAUCUAGCAGAAUGUGCUCUGAUGUGGUUUCUGCCUGCAUUUGCAUGGGUUGGCUUGAAAUUGCUCAUGAUAUUUUGGAUGAUUUGGAUUCUGAAGGAAAUCCGCUGGACGCUAGUUCAUACAUGUCUCUGUUGACUGCAUAUUGCAACAGAAAUAAGCUAAGGGAGGCAGAGGCACUACUAAAGCAAUUAAAAAGAUCAGGUGUCAUAUUAGCAUCUGAUCCAUUGUUAGCUCCUGCAUCUAUGUGUGAACUGGAAAGCAAGAAUAAGCUGAAAGAAUUAGACACUUCGGCGAAAGGGGAGCUGGCUUACCAUAUUGUUGAAGAAAUGAGAGCUGAAGAAAAUGAAGCUUCUUUUAUGAUGCAUGAUUUAAAUUUUUCAAUCUACUUUUUUAUGAAGGCUCACAUGGUUGAAGAUGCCGUAAGGGCUUACCGAAAAAUGCAGGCAAUGAAGAUCCAUCCGACGGUGUCAACUUUCAUGAAUCUGCUUAAUGGGUAUUCUUCUUUAGGGAUGUAUCGUGAAAUUACAAUCUUGUGGGGAGAUAUUAAAAGGAACAUGGAAAGUCGUAAGAACUUGAAUACCAGGGAUUUAUACGAGUUCUUGCUGUUGAAUUUUCUUCGAGGCGGUUAUUUUCAUAGGGUGAUGGAGGUUAUUGGUUUAAUGAAAGAAAAUGGCAUGUAUUUGGACAAGUGGAUGUAUAGACGUGAGUUCUUGAAAUAUCACAAGGGUCUUUACCUAAGAAUAAAAGUAUCUGAUGCUAAAAAUGACGUACAAACUCAGAGGAUUGAGCAUGUGAGGCACUUUAGGAAGUGGGUUGGCCUGGAUUAAUUCUUAUAGGUAUCAAGAAUAUUCUUCUUGCAUGCUGGGAAAGAGUCAAGACAAUAUUGAGCCAUCCUUUGCCAAAUUUUGACAGGCUUCUCUCCAUCUUUAUCUACCUGAGAUGUGCUGUACCUCUGGGGUAGGGGUCAUUGUUUCAUUGUAAAUUAUAUAUUUCACUCGAAGACAAAAAGUUGCAGGAAAGGACGUCUUUCUCUUCAGUUGUUCCAUUGGGUAUUGUAUCUAAUAGGUCAGUGCUCUUUAGCUUUUGUGGCAGAUUGUUGAAUUUGCAACUUUUGCAUCCACUCUGUGUUUGAUUUGUCAAGAAUAUUGAAGUUGGAAAUUAUAAAAUUUAAAGGAUCAGGAAACUGUGUUCUGAUUGGCACUCCAGAUGUGAUUUUAUGCUCCUUGUCAGUCUUGAGUAUCUCUUCGAGUCGGAAUUGAUACUCUGACAUGCGUGGAUAUUGAAAAUUAUUCAUGGCUCCAGUGUCUACUCCAAGCCUGUAGCUUUCUGUCAUGGAGCUGAAAAAAGUUGCUAAGGAGAUGUUGGACCACUGGGUAUGUUUAGCCAGAACUGGCUCUAUAAAAUAUUUUUUAGCUAAUAUUCAGUUCUCCUAGUUCUUUAUUUCCAAAGAAGGUCUCCGUAUAGUUUCAGGAAAAGAAGGUUUUCGUAUAACAGUCCUUGUUUUUGGUUUUGAUAUCCUUGACCUUUGACCAUCUUGCGGAUCAUAAAUACUAAUAGAACAUCGAAGAGCACUCUGUGGGAAUACAUCAUCAUUUAUCGGUGAUGGAAAAAGGGAUCUUGUUGCACUUGGACUUUACUUGUAGGUUUCUUUCUAGGUUUUAGUAAACUGCACGUAAUAUUUCUUAUUGUCAAGUAUUUUAGAAUGGAAAUGGCUGAAAGUUGGGAUCUCUUAUAGACCAACUAUUAUUUAGACCAACUAGUGGGAUAACCUAUGAUCUACCCGUGUUCCAUGGUGGUUAUCAGAAGCCAUUGGCUAA
Messenger RNA from Solanum lycopersicum (tomato), 3679 nucleotides. Its product is annotated as pentatricopeptide repeat-containing protein At4g17616. Lineage: Eukaryota; Viridiplantae; Streptophyta; Magnoliopsida; Solanales; Solanaceae. The record is from RefSeq and is a predicted model, not a curated record. Gene Ontology annotation, molecular function: protein binding.